Molecule: messenger RNA, 1899 nt
Organism: Penicillium robsamsonii
Lineage: Eukaryota; Fungi; Ascomycota; Eurotiomycetes; Eurotiales; Aspergillaceae
Product: putative very-long-chain acyl-CoA synthetase family protein (CefD1)
Exons: 4
Coding region: 1-1899 (632 amino acids)
Molecular function (GO): long-chain fatty acid transmembrane transporter activity; long-chain fatty acid-CoA ligase activity
Source: RefSeq, a predicted model, not a curated record
AUGGAUAUAGGAACCGCCGCCGCUGCCCUCUUCGGAGGAGCCACAGUCGCAGGAUAUCUGAAUGCCAAGUUUCAUAUCCAGAAGGAUGUAUCAUCGUUGGUCGCGCUGAAGCAUGCAGAGCGACAGUAUGCCAAUGCUAUUAGUCAAAGCCAAGGAAAUCCAUGGUUCGUCCUACUGCAGACCGCGAAGCAAUACCCUAACAUGAUCUGUCUCUGGACCCGUGAGAGAUCAUAUACCUACCGACAAAUCCGAGACCAAGCCUGUCAAUAUGCCCACUUCUACCUAUCACAGGGCGUGAAGAAAGGCGACCUCGUUGCCCUCUACCUUCAGAACAGCAACGAGUAUAUCGUCGCCUGGAUCGCGCUCUGGAGCAUUGGCUGUGCGCCCGCAGCAAUCAAUUACAACCUUACCGGUGACGCAUUGCUGCACUGCCUGAAGAUCAGCGACGCGAAUAUUCUCCUCGUCGACGACGAUGCCGGAUGUCGUGCCCGCAUCGAGGAAAGCCAAGAAGCAAUCACACGCAAUCUGGGAAUGAAGCCGAUGAUACUAGACAGCUCCCUAAAGGCGCAUAUUACAACCUUCCCAACAGCGCUCCCACCCAAAGAAUUAAGCAAGCAUGUGGCCGGUGAGUUCCCGGCGAUUCUCCUAUACACUUCAGGCACAACGGGCAUGCCUAAGGGCUGUGCGUUCACCAUGUCCAGACUUUAUACCAAUCUCUUCAUCCGCCGAGCCAUGAUGGGAGAUAAGGUCGGUCCGGACGGUGAUCGCUGGUACAGCUGUAUGCCUUUAUACCACGGCACUGCGGCUAUUGCCAUGAUCGCGUGUCUGGUAAUGGGUGUAAGCAUCGCGAUCGCGCCUAAGUUCAGUGUCAGUAGAUUCUGGACAGAUGUCCGCGACUCGGAGUCGACUGUUUUCGUGUAUGUUGGAGAGACUGCGCGGUAUUUGCUCGCGCCGCCUCCAUCACCGCAGGAUCAAAACCAUAAGGUCCGCUGUAUGUACGGUAAUGGUCUCCGACCGGAUAUCUGGGAUCGGUUCCGCGAGCGGUUUGGAGUCGCUGAAGUGGGAGAAUUCUUCAAUAGCACAGAAGGUGUCUUUGGUCUCUUUAACUAUAACCGCGGUCCUUUCACGUCUGGAAGUGUCGGUCACCACGGUUUGAUCAUGCGCGGUAUAUUGCAUAAUGUCUUUGUUCCUGUUGCGAUCGACCCGGAAACUGGAGACAUCCUGCGAGAUUCGAAGACUGGGUUUGCGGUUCGCUCGCCUUAUGACCAGGGAGGCGAAAUUAUCGUCAACGUUCCCGGUGAAGACGCUUUCCAGGGGUACUGGCACAAUGAUGAGGCGACUAAUAAGAAAUUCUUACGCGAUGUCUUCAAGAAGGGAGAUCUCUACUAUCGAUCUGGAGAUGCUCUACGUCGACAGGGCGAUGGCCGUUGGUAUUUCCUCGACCGACUCGGUGAUACCUUCCGCUGGAAGAGUGAGAAUGUAGCAACUGCCGAGGUUUCAGAAGUUCUAGGCCAAUUCCCUGGCAUAACCGAAGCCAACGUGUACGGUGUCCGUCUUCCCAAUCACGAGGGUCGCGCCGGGUGUGCAGCAAUUCAAAUUAGUCAGCAUGCCCGUCAGACAUUUGAUUACGCAGCGCUUGCGAGAUUCAUACGUUCCAAGCUACCAAAAUAUGCUGUGCCGCUAUUCCUCCGCAUCGUCGAGAAUCCCACUCAUAUUCACAACCAUAAACAGAACAAGGUGCCACUUCGUGCCGAGGGUGUGGAUACUGCCUUGAUUGGGACUAAAGCUCCUGAGGGUAAAGAUGACUACUUCUUGUGGAUUGCACCUGGUGAUGAAAGUUAUUCACCCUAUGGACAGGAAGAGUGGGAGAAAUUGUCGACUGGGGCUGUUCGGUUGUGA